AUGGUACGCUACUUGCCUUUUUUGCUCCAGAGGAAACUCAAAGCCAUCCUUUGUCUUUUUCUCCUUAUGGUUGUCCUGAUACACAUCGUGAUGGAUUUUGUGCCCUCUGCUGAUUAUACGUCCUGCAGGUGUCUAUCUAAAGCAACAAGUACCUUGGACCAUUUAUCACCCAGUUCCAUAUUAGCAACUCAGAAUAAGAUGAAUCUGAGGAAUCUUCAGGAUUUUAGUAGCAGUAACAGCUCCUUGGAAAAAGGAUUUCACUCAACAGAAGGUGUGUCACAUGUGGGUGGCCUCAGCAAUGUGGCUCUCCAAGAUGACAACAUCAAGCAACAGGAAACCAAAGAAAAACCCAGCCAGAAAAUCAAAUCCAAAUUGUCUGCUCUUUUUCAUCAUCCUCUGUAUAAGAUCCCAAUCCCAAAAGUUACAAGGAAAGACAAACUAUUUGGGAUCAAGCCAAAGAUGAGUCUCUUCAUAAAAAGUAGUGAUGAACGAAUCAUAAGCAACAAUGCAGAAGAUUUUCAGAACCACAGUGCUCACCCUGCUUGGCUCAGUUUUUACGCUGGAAUCAAUCGCUAUGAACUGUACGGCCGCCAUGAUCCCUCUCGCCAUGACUUGAUGAAGGAUUUGGCCAAACAGAAAAUUAUCAGCUCAGUUCAGAAGCCUGGAGGAACUCAACUGAAGCUUAUCAUGACUUUUCCCAAUCAUGGCCAAGCUCUCUUCAAACCUAUGAAGCAAACCCGAGACCAGGAAACUUCAGCAGACUUCUUUUACUUUUCAGACUUUGAGCGGCACAAUGCAGAAAUAUCAGCUUUUCAUUUGGACAGGAUCUUGGACUUUAGAAGAAUUCCCCCAGUUUCUGGACGCUUGGUGAACAUAGGCGAGGACAUUCGUGACAUUACAACAGAUAUGAAACUGUUUAAAACGUUUUUCAUCUCCCCAGCUGGCAACAUCUGUUUCUUUGGUGUGUGCUCCUACUAUUGCUCCACUGAACAUGCUUUGUGUGGCAAACCUGACCAGAUUGAAGGAUCCAUGGCAGCUUUGUUGCCUGACAAAACGAUAGCUGAACGUCGGUCUUGGCGGAGUCCCUGGAGGCGUUCCUAUUCCAAGACCAAGAAAGCUGAGUGGGAGCUGAAUGAAGAUUACUGUGCUCAGGUUCGAAAGACACCACCCUAUGACAACACGGCCCGACUUCUCAGUCUCAUUGACAUGACCAUACUUGAUUUUCUCAUGGGAAAUAUGGAUAGGCACCAUUAUGAGACAUUUGAAAAGUUUGGUAACCACACUUUUUAUCUUCACCUGGACAAUGGCAGAGGAUUUGGAAGACAUUCUCAUGAUGAAAUGUCUAUUCUGACUCCUCUUCGUCAAUGCUGCAUUAUUAAAAAGUCAACCUUCCUGCGGCUGGAACUGCUUGCUACUGAGCCUUUUCGCUUGAGUGAUGUCAUGCGUGAAUCAUUAGCCUCAGAUCCCCUGUCUCCAGUCUUAUCAGAGCCUCAUCUGGAAGCACUGGAUCGACGACUCAAAAAGAUAUUGGCUAUGGUGGAAAACUGCAGGAAGGCAGAUGGACAUGAAGAAGUAAUAGUCGAUGACUUAAAAGGAAAGCUGUAUUUUUAGUUCAGAGUAGCUAGAGGAGUGAUAGCGAUCUAUCUUACAGUAGACCCAUAAUAACCCCAACCUGCUAUUUCUGUUUACUCAUGAAGAAAUUAUUUUGAAUCUACCAUUGCUAUUUAUGGGGGGGGGCAUGUAUAGUUUAUUGAGUUCAUGUAUGGAACUGUGAACUUUGUCCACUGCCAGACCAUUUGUUCAUUUAAGUAAGGUCUAGAUUACCUGUUACCUUAACAGUCAUGCACAGCAAGAAAUCAGUUCAGACUAUGGUGCCAACUUCCAGUCAAUUCCUCCAGACUGCCUCUUGAGAGAGAGAAGAGUAUCAGGAGUAAAAAGGGACUGAAGGCUAGGGAGAGUUCACAGUAUCUUGUGUCACCAGUUCCUUGAAAUUGCCCAGAAGUUGCUUCUGCAGCUCUUGAUAUGAAAAAAAAGUUAUCUGCCUCUGACAACUGCUAGGCAAUAUUACCUACUAAGACCUCAGGCACCAAGUUUUCCUAUUGUUAUGGUCCUUUUAGAAAGGGCAAGAUGUGAACCUGGAAUCGUCUGCCUGAAAGCAUAUAAAUGGUUAUCUGAAUAAUUAGUUCAAUGUAUUAUACAACAUUCUGCUUCAGGUAAUGACCAAUAUUCUACAGGAACAUAACCAGUUGAUAGUGAGCCAUCCAGCCCAUAUUACUGACCUUGACCAGCAGUGGCUCACUGGCAUUUUAGACAUUUUUUCCCCCAAGUCCUUCUUGGUGAUGCCAAGAAUAAAAUUUUAGAUCUCUCAUAUAUAAAGAGGAAAUGAUGUGUGAAGUCUACCCAGAGGGGAAUGUGUAGACUCAGGCAAGGCUCCUAUUGGGCAGGUAUUGUGGUUCUCCAGAUAUUCUUGACAACAUCUGCUAGCAACAUCCAGAAGCACCAGUCAAUGAGACAGCCAAUGAAGGUUGCUGUUCAAAAGCAUCUUGACAGAUACAGGUUGCUUACUCCUGUCCUUGGAUAGGUGGAUUCAAAGGAAAACAUACAUACAAUGAUUUAACAUGAUUGCCCAUUAAUUGGUUUUAUGGCCUUUUGCAUGGAAAUUUUUUUAAAGCAAUUGAAGAAAUACUAUUGUAGCUACUAGUCAAUUACCGUAUGACAAAUUUAUUGGGAACUUCAGGUAUGAGUGUUUGUAUUUCUCUAGGAAUAUGACAAAUGAAUGAAUAACAAAUUGUUUUAAUGAUAUUUUACGUCUUUAGUGGGGAAAGUAGCCAAGGUAUAUUUUCUGCUGAAAAUGAUAAGCAAAUGUGCCAUGGUUUAUUCAGGAUAUUGUAUUAACUCUGAAAAGAUUGCAUCAUGUUUAUUAAUUGUGCCUCAGUGUUCAUACAUAUCUUUUUCAAGUUUUUCACAGCAACAGAUUUUCUAGAUCCUGUUAAAUAAGAGUGUAAGAUGAAAAUAA
Ahaetulla prasina is the source of this 3016-nucleotide messenger RNA. RefSeq names its product extracellular serine/threonine protein kinase FAM20C-like. Bases 1 to 1611 code for a protein of 536 amino acids. Gene Ontology annotation, biological process: protein phosphorylation. Gene Ontology annotation, cellular component: Golgi apparatus. NCBI's taxonomy places the organism in Eukaryota, Metazoa, Chordata, Lepidosauria, Squamata, Colubridae. The transcript has 10 exons. The record is from RefSeq and is a predicted model, not a curated record. Gene Ontology annotation, molecular function: phosphotransferase activity, alcohol group as acceptor.